Messenger RNA from Spinacia oleracea (spinach), 1699 nucleotides. Its product is annotated as exopolygalacturonase-like. The transcript has 5 exons. Gene Ontology annotation, biological process: carbohydrate metabolic process. NCBI's taxonomy places the organism in Eukaryota, Viridiplantae, Streptophyta, Magnoliopsida, Caryophyllales, Amaranthaceae. The record is from RefSeq and is a predicted model, not a curated record. Gene Ontology annotation, molecular function: polygalacturonase activity. The coding region runs from base 69 to 1436 and encodes 455 amino acids.
UACUCAAUUUUUGUUCUUUCAUUAUCGUUUCAAAACCUUGGGUAGAAUUGUUUCAUUGCAAGGUUACAAUGGCGAUUGUAUUUCUUCUAUUAUGCUUAAUAACAACUUCGUCGGUGUACGAAGUUGAAGGAAAACUUGAAGGUAGAGGCCCAAAGGUCCCAAAAGCCCCCAAAGCCCCAAAAGUCCCUAAAGUUGGCACGCUACUUGACGUAAAAGUCCCGGGAACUGGUCCUGGGACUGUUCCGGGAACUGGUCCGGCUGCUCCAUCUGGUUCAGUUUUUGAUGUCACUAAACAUGGUGCUAAGCCUGGAACUGCUGAUGAUACCGGUGAUGAAGGAGAAUCCUCCAAUGCUUUGGCAUUUAUCCAAGCAUGGAAGGCAGCUUGCAACGGUGUUGGGGCAACAAGAGUACUAGUCCCAAAAGGGAGUUUUGUAACAGGACCAGUUGUAUUUGUAGGGCCAUGCAAAGCGCAAGUCACAGUAGAGAUCCAAGGUACUUGGUUGGCUAACACUGAUAUUAGUCUCUAUAACGAACCUCAAGUCAUCUUGUUUCAAAAUGUCGAUGGUCUCGUCAUUACUGGUACCGGCGUCAUCGACGGACAAGGUGCUAAACACUGGGGAAGUAGUGAUUGCGCUAAGAACCCCAAUUGUUCUCCGCUGCCCACUACCCUCAAAUUUCAUAGGGCGAAUCAUGCCGUGGUUGAAGGAAUUCAAUCCGUAAACCCCAUGUUUUUUCAUAUGUUUGUUAGUAACUCCCACAAUGUAACAAUGCGUAACUUAAAGAUAGCAGCUCCAUUUAACAGCCCUAACACUGAUGGCAUUCAUCUCGGCGCCUCGGAUCUUGUUACUAUUACUAAUACCUUAAUUGGUACCGGUGAUGAUUGUAUUUCUGUGGGCCAUGGAUCUAAACAAGUCAAGAUUACAGGUGUCACAUGUGGGCCCGGACAUGGUAUCAGUGUAGGGAGCCUUGGAAAGUAUCCUAAUGAGUUAGAAGUAGAAGACAUAUUAGUUCAGAAUUGCACUCUCAGUGGAACCACAAAUGGUGCAAGAAUCAAGUCAUGGCCAGGAAAUAAGCCAAAUAAAGCUUCAAACAUCAGAUAUUUAGAUUUAAUCAUGGAUCAUGUCAAGAAUCCUAUUAUUAUUGAUCAACAAUAUGGCAAGCCAGACAGUGCUGAGCCAUCUCAUGUGAAGAUUAUUGAUAUACACUUCAAGAACAUAAGGGGAACUUCAGCCACGCCUGAGUUGCUGACAUUUGCGUGUAGCAAAGCAUUGCCUUGUGAAGCCAUUGAGGUUGCUGAUGUUAACCUUAUUUAUGAAGGGAAGGCGAUCUUACAUAAAAACCCUGUCCCUGGUAAUAAUGGUCAGGCAGCUACUUGUUUGAAUGCCAAAGUGGUGUUCGGUGGAAAACACGAGGGUAUUGACUGCAAAUCGAUGUAAUUCAUUUUGAUAAAAUUAAGUUCGACGACUUUGUGAUAAUUUAAGAGAACAAGUGGAAAAAAAAUUAAAGUAUUUCAUUUUUUUACUCAUCAAAAGUGGCCUAAUUUAAGUUUAUUAUUAUAAUCUUUGGUUCAUGUAGCCUACCCUCAUCCUAUUGAAGAUAAGGUUCUGAUGCUUUUUACAUUAUCUACUCGUUGUUAUUGUUUGUUAAUGACGAAAUUUUAUUUUAGGAUUUAUGUAAAUUAGUAUACAUCAGCUUGUAA